This is a messenger RNA of Aspergillus sclerotioniger CBS 115572, 1017 nucleotides long. RefSeq names its product F1F0 ATP synthase subunit d. Bases 23 to 544 code for a protein of 173 amino acids. Lineage: Eukaryota; Fungi; Ascomycota; Eurotiomycetes; Eurotiales; Aspergillaceae. Gene Ontology annotation, molecular function: proton transmembrane transporter activity. The record is from RefSeq and is a predicted model, not a curated record. Gene Ontology annotation, biological process: proton motive force-driven ATP synthesis. The transcript has 4 exons.
CUUCUCCGUUCCACAUCUCAAAAUGGCCACUCGUAGCGCCGCUCUCAAGGUCGACUGGGCCAAGUUGACCAGCUCCCUCGGCCUCCGCGGCCAGACCGCUGCUUCUCUCCAGGCCUUCAAGAAGCGUAACGACGAUGCGCGCCGCAAGGUUCAGCUCCUGUCUGAGCAGGCCCAGACUGUCGACUUCGCCCACUACCGCAAGGUCCUGAAGAACCAGGCCAUCGUCAACGAGAUCGAAAACCACUUCAAGACCUUCAAGCCCGCCACCUACGAUGUCAACCGUCAGCUGAAGGCCAUCGAUGCUUUCGAGACCCAGGCUGUCCAGAGCGCUCAGGAGACCAAGGGCAAGGUUGAGGCCGAGCUCCGCAGUCUCCAGAAGACCCUCGAGAACAUUGAGACCGCCCGUCCCUUCGAGGACCUCACUGUUGACGAGGUUGCCGCUGCUCAGCCCGAGAUCGACGAGAAGACCGCCUCCCUUGUCUCCAAGGGCAGAUGGAUGCCGGCCGGUUACAAGGAGCGCUUCGGCGACAUGUCCGUUGUUUAAACGGUCACGUCUCGUGUAUCUUUUUACGUCUCUCUUAGCCUUCGACCAGUAUAAUCACACGAAGAAGUUCCCUUUGUUGAAGCAUAUUGGCCAGCUAGGAUACCCUUGCUCUCUGGCAGUGUGAUGUCGGUUGUAGGGUCCUGUAUAGAAACAAUGUUGAAUUUAGAUGGUUCCAUCGUGCCGAACAGUUUUGUAUGUCCACCUCGACCGACCGAUCCGUUCCGUCCACAUGUCCAGCGCAGUUGAAGGAUCUGUAUCAUUGGAUGCCGCCAGUAUGCACGUUUGUUUGCGACAUUGCGGUGAAGUUGUAGCAGACCGCAAAGCACGCCGAUGACGAGUGGUCAUUACAUCGCAAACUUAAUCACGGUAUUCAUACUGGGCGCCUUCUGGCUGCUCGUCGUGGUUCAAUAGCUGGUUUAUAUUGUCAUUCAUGGCUGCCGCAAUAAUAAAACGGUUUGCUUGGUGGUUGAGAC